UGCGUUAAGUCGAGGUUUCCUCGUGGACGGGCGGUUGUCGGAAUACGCAUGCGACGAGCAGAGGUUUCCUCGGCCCACUGACAGUUUCUGAACGCGCAUGUGCUGGGAAUGGAGGUUCUGUCGAAGGGUGGUCGUCGGAACGCGCAUGCGGUGUUUGGGUGACGAGGUGAUGCUGGAGUUUUAACGGAAAGUUGACUCGGUGGUUACUCGCCGGGAGAAGGAAAGGCCUGGUACUGAAAUAUCGGCGGGCCUUGCAGAAGAGCUUGAUAUAUCGAUUUGGAGUCUAACGGUUUUGUGGAAGGAACAUUCUAGCGUUUUCAUAAUCUCCCCGAAUAUUAAGCAAGGGCUGUGAAAUGUUGGAGACACUGAUCCUCGCUCUCAUGGCGGUCGGGGUGGCCCGGGUAACGGGUGAAUGUAGCAAACCUCCACAUUUAGAAAAUGGAUUCCCAACUAACAAAUUUACUUUCGAGACCUUGUUUGAUGUGGGUACCAAGAUCACUUAUAAGUGUAAUUUGGGUUAUGUAUUUAAGAAAGAGAUGUUAAAUGCUUCGAGAUCUGUUACUUGCAAGGAAGAUUCAACAUGGACACCACUAGCGGUCAUUUGUGAACCAAAGACCUGUGGUAAUCCAGGCUCGAUAGCAAAUGGAUAUUAUGAGGCAACAAAUGCUACUUUUGGAAGUAAAGUUACUUUUCACUGUGACAGAGGGUAA
Messenger RNA from Rhincodon typus (whale shark), 710 nucleotides. RefSeq names its product C4b-binding protein beta chain-like. The transcript is spliced from 3 exons. The record is from RefSeq and is a predicted model, not a curated record. Bases 354 to 710 code for a protein of 118 amino acids. Lineage: Eukaryota; Metazoa; Chordata; Chondrichthyes; Orectolobiformes; Rhincodontidae.